This is a messenger RNA of Chelmon rostratus (copperband butterflyfish), 619 nucleotides long. It is a transcript of the gene s100a1, whose product is annotated as S100 calcium binding protein A1. Gene Ontology annotation, molecular function: calcium ion binding. NCBI's taxonomy places the organism in Eukaryota, Metazoa, Chordata, Actinopteri, Chaetodontiformes, Chaetodontidae. The record is from RefSeq and is a predicted model, not a curated record. The coding region runs from base 128 to 460 and encodes 110 amino acids. The transcript is spliced from 3 exons.
AGCACCUGUUAGCGUCACUGUCCAGGUGAGUUCCUGCUGCUUGUGUCCGUUUGCUAUGUUCAGUUAAAGAAGCCACAGCGACAGCUCAGAGCGCGCAGACUUCAGGCUUUAACUUUACGACGGGAAAAUGUCUUCCAACCUGCAAACGGCUAUGGAGGGCCUCAUCGCAGUGUUCCACUCCUAUUCUGGAAAAGAAGGCGACAAGUACAAGCUGAGCAAAGCUGAGCUGAAGAACCUGUUGCAGGGAGAACUCGCUGAACUCCUGGCAGCCAGCAAAGACCCCAUGGUGGUCGACAAGAUCAUGUCUGACCUGGACGAAAACCAGGACGGUGAAGUUGACUUCCAGGAGUUUGUCGUUCUGGUUGCGGCACUGGCUGUCGCCUGCAAUGAAUUCUUCGUAGACUAUGAUAAGGGCUGCAAGAAAUGCAAGGAGGAAGACCCUGCUGCUGAGAAAGUCUAGAGUUUCCCUUUAAAUCAAUAACUCUGUCUUUACACAACUUUAUAUUCUAACAAUGUUCGUCAUGUUGGGGAUGUAAAUGUCUGAUUCACACAGAGAUACAUCACUGCUAACAAUGUUUUUCUUUAUGUCCUGAAACUGUUCCAUCAUAAUAAAGAUAAU